AUGAUACGCGUGCUCCCCGACGAUGUUUUGCUGUUAAUUGGGGACUUCCUCGAGGAUCACCAGGACCGCUACAACCUGGUAUUUGUCUGCCGCCGCUUUCAUGAUUUGUUUUUACGCCUGGCUUAUCGGGCAGCUUCGUUAAAAUCAUGCCAGCACGUUCGAUCUUUUCUCGGUUCCAUCCUACGACGCCCCGAGCUGGCUCGGGCCAUACGAGUUCUGCAUUUCGAUCGCUGGCAGGACAAGCCGUCUACAGGCUAUGUACAUAUCACCGACAAGGAACGCCCGCUAUUGAUUGAAUGGGCCUGGGUCAUCAGUCAAUCGGACGAAGAACACGCCCAGUGGGAGCAGGAUCUCCAGCACGGCGUGUCGGAGGCAUGGAUCGCGCUGCUGCUGCCGCUGGCGAGCAAUCUCCGCCGGCUUCGUUUGAUUUACCCCAAGCACAACACGUAUCUCGACCGCACUCUGACCCGUGCCGUCAACGGGGAAUGUCCAGCCCUCCGAUCGCUACAAGAAGUGUCGUUGAACCAUUUGGAAGACGAUGCUGACGACAUCAAGGGCGACUACCUGCCGUCGCAGAUUCUGCCCUUCUUCCGACUGCCGCUCAUGCGCACCCUCUCCGCCGACAUGGUGUUGGAAUCCGAUUCCGCUCAGGAAGCCCGGGGCUCCCCUCCGAGCACACCGCUGACUGGCUCAUCCGUCUCGGAGAUUACGCUCAAUGCCAGCAACGGCUCGAAGGGCAUGGAGAGCCUGAUCGCUUCCUGCUCGUCGCUCAAAACAUUCAAAUACCAACACUCGGAUUCGCACCUCCACGCCGAGGGGUACCAACCUUCCGCCUUCUACCACUCCCUGGCCGGCAGCAAGAACACACUGGAGACGCUCUGGCUCGACACCUGCGGCCAUCACCUGCCUUUCACCAUCGCGGGCGCCAAUGAGACCCACGAUGAAUGGUUCGGCCCCCUGACCGAGUUCACUGCGUUGAAAGACGUCCGAAUUCGUCUCCCGAACCUUCUUGAUAUCCGCUACCAAGUCGAACCCUCCACCUCGCUCCCGGAUAUCCUUCCACGGUCGCUCGAGUCGCUCUAUAUCGAAGGCUGCAAGGAGAGCACACUGUCAAUGCUGUUGAACCAGGUACGUAUGGUGCUUAGCCAGCACACUUCGCGCUUUCCGGAACUUCGGCGAGUGGACAUUGAAGGUUUCUUCCACGACGAGGAAGACUACGAAGACUCGGGGUAUGAUGGGAGUAGCAACACGACUGAGAAGGUCAUCAAGCGGCGGGUCUACGAAAUGGUGAAACCAGUACAAAAUGGUUGUGCUGGGGCUGGAAUUGACCUAUUUAUUCGGGAUAGAGCUUGUUUGGAGACCAUGAAGGGGUCUCCUGUUUAA
Molecule: messenger RNA, 1383 nt
Organism: Aspergillus chevalieri
Lineage: Eukaryota; Fungi; Ascomycota; Eurotiomycetes; Eurotiales; Aspergillaceae
Exons: 1
Coding region: 1-1383 (460 amino acids)
Molecular function (GO): protein binding
Source: RefSeq, a predicted model, not a curated record